This is a messenger RNA of Cydia strobilella, 2070 nucleotides long. RefSeq names its product solute carrier family 2, facilitated glucose transporter member 3-like. Gene Ontology annotation, molecular function: hexose transmembrane transporter activity. Gene Ontology annotation, biological process: monosaccharide transmembrane transport. Bases 198 to 1619 code for a protein of 473 amino acids. The transcript is spliced from 12 exons. Gene Ontology annotation, cellular component: membrane. The record is from RefSeq and is a predicted model, not a curated record. Lineage: Eukaryota; Metazoa; Arthropoda; Insecta; Lepidoptera; Tortricidae.
GCGCGCGUCACUGUAUUUUAAAUUUCGAACCACUCCCGAAGCGCGCGGACGGCAUGCAUGACAAAACAGCGACUUUAUAAUAAAAAUUCAGUGAAAAAAGCCUAAAUUUUAUAUGAAAUUCAUGUUAAAAUUACUGUUAAGGUUUAGUGGUUGUGUUAUUGUGUAGUGUUGUGGGUUAUUUGGAUUUUAUUAACAGGAUGGCGGGAAUGAACCUACGGCUGACGUUUGCCGUGGUGUCCUCCGCCUGCUGGUCGGCCUUCCAACAUGGCUACAGUACUGGUGUCCUCAAUGCGCCACAGCUGGUGAUGUCAAGAUGGUUACAAUUCGACGCGUUAUCUGGCACCAAUCUGACCAUGGAGGCCACUGAGGAGCCGAAAGUGGCCACCAUCUGGUCUGUUGUCGUCUCUGUCUAUUGCGUGGGGGGCAUGAUUGGGGGCAUGCUGACUGGUGUCAUUGCUGACAGAUUUGGUCGAAAAGGCGGGCUGCUGCUCAACAACGCGCUUGUGUUCGUCGCGGCCGCGUUCCAGGGCACCGCCAAGAAAGCCAAUUCUGCGGAACUUCUUAUACUAGGACGAUUGGUCAUCGGCAUCAACAGCGGUCUGAACGCGGGCCUGGCUCCCAUGUACUUGGCCGAGAUAUCACCAGUGUCUCUUCGAGGAUCGAUCGGCACAGUAUACCAGCUGGUCAUCACCAUCUCCAUCCUCCUCUCGCAAGGGCUCGGUUUACCUUCAGUCCUGGGCACGGAGGAAGGCUGGCCCUGGCUGCUGGCCAUCUGCGCUAUACCGGCCGUCAUACAGAGCGUUACGCUGCCGCUGUGUCCCGAGUCGCCGAAGUAUUUGCUGCUGAAUAAAGGGAGAGAGUUACACGCGCAAGAAGCUCUGAAUUGGUUAAGGGGUGACGUAGCUGUCCACGGUGAAAUGGAAGAAAUGCACCAGGAGGCAGAAAAGAACAAAGUGAGCAAGAAAGUCACACUCCGCGAACUCUUCGGCAACCGCCAGCUCCGUCAACCCCUGCUCAUCGCCAUGACAGUGAUGGUUGCCCAGCAGCUGUCUGGAAUAAACGCCGUCAUGUUCUACUCUACCGAUAUCUUCUCGCAGGCCAGCCUUAAGCCACCGUAUUCGCAAUAUGCUACUUUAGGAACUGGAGCCAUGAAUGUUCUGAUGACCUUAGUGAGCUUGGUGCUGGUGGAGAAAGCCGGCCGAAAGACGUUGCUCCUGGUCGGCUUUAGCGGCAUGUUCAUCAGCUCCAUCUUGUUACUAGCGGCAAUGUUGCAUGUGACCUCAAUCGCUUGGAUGCCGUACGCAUGCAUCGGUCUAGUGAUUUUAUUCGUCGUGAUGUUCGCCGUGGGACCUGGAUCCAUCCCCUGGUUCCUCGUUACUGAACUAUUUAACCAGUCUUCGAGGCCCGCGGCGGCGUCAGUAGCGGUCACAAUCAACUGGGCGGCUAAUUUCCUUGUUGGACUCACUUUCCUGCCGUUACAACUGGUGAUAAAAGCGUACGUGUUCGUGAUCUUCGCGGUAUUCCAGCUGUUGUUCAUCAUCUUUAUCAGCAUGAAGGUGCCGGAAACGAAGAACAAGACGGUGGAAGAGGUCACGGCCAUGUUCAGGCAGCAACUAUGAUGUGGACAUUUUUACACUUUAGGGCCACUCCGCACUAUACUUGUCGCUAGGCCACAGAAUAAGUAAUAGUAUUAGCAUACAGAACGGCCACGCACCGCCCCGCCCUGACUCGAAUGACCUCGCCCCGCGACAGCAGAUUGACGGCCGUCUGCCGGCCGCUCAGUACUAUUUUUAAGCAACUUACACUAAGACGCAUGCCGCGUGUACAGACGUGCCGUUCACACAGAGAAACGCAAGUGAUUUUUGAUGUAUAGCGUGUCCGCCCUAUGACUAGGCGCCUCCCUAAGGCGCAUAUGGUGGAAAUAUUCGCUGCGAUCGAGUGAAGUCUGGCAGCUCAGUUGGCAGAAUGUUAGAUAAAAUCUCAUUUUUACUGUUUUCCGUUUAGUUUUUUAAUUGCAGUAGAGGGGCAUUCCACAAGAAUGUCCCUUACGAAAUGCUUUUCCCUUGUAUG